Ceratosolen solmsi marchali is the source of this 2664-nucleotide messenger RNA. RefSeq lists its product as uncharacterized. The coding region runs from base 1 to 2664 and encodes 887 amino acids. The record is from RefSeq and is a predicted model, not a curated record. The transcript is spliced from 14 exons. NCBI's taxonomy places the organism in Eukaryota, Metazoa, Arthropoda, Insecta, Hymenoptera, Agaonidae.
AUGGCGAUUUUAGAUGAAAGCAGUUGCGAUUCAUCAAGCGAUAUCGCACAAUGUCAGUCCUAUCUAAACUUGCAAUCGGAUGUAAAAAGACGUCGAACUAAAAAAGAACAAGAGUACAUAAAAGAUGUAUGGAGCGUUGAACAAGUUUCGUUUACAUUCAAGAGCGUUUCUAAGCCUUCGCCUAUUAUAGACAAAAUUAUACGGAAUAAGAAAUUUGAUCAUGACGCGGCGCUUGAGAAUUUGAAAAUUGAAUUGGAAAAUUUGCGUGAUGUGUGCGAAGCAAAAAUUCAAGAAUUUAAAAAAAAUUUGGAAUUAAAAGUCAAUUCUAUUCAUCUGAGUAUCAAAAAUAAACAAAAUAAUUUUAAUGAAAUACAGAAAAAUAAACUUGUUGGGUGUCGAAAAAUUGCUCUAAAUGAUUUUCACGUUGAGAAUCAAAUCUUGCAAAAUGCUGGAGUGGAGUAUUUAAAAAAUAUGGAAGGCAAAGCUGCAUUCUAUCGUUUAAAAAGUAGAAAAAGUAUAAUUACAGAAGUUGUUGCUAAAUGGGAUAUAACUAUUCCCUUUUCUAUGAUUCGAUUAGAGGAGCAAUUUAAACAGCUUGAUUGUGCAAUAUCGUCAAUUGGUAACAAAUACGAAAAAUGCAUAAAUUCUUAUAAGACAUAUAUAUUCAGAUAUGUCUGUAGAUUACGAUAUAAAUUGAAAAAAUUGCGAAAACUAGAGGAUAUGAGUGAAACGAUAGAUGAAAUUGGCAGUAAAAUAGCUGAAGAAAUUUAUAAUUCCGAGAAAUUACGGAUAGAAAAUUUUCUAGCGAAAUUGGAUAAUACUAACGAUUUGAUUUUAAAAAAUAUAAGAUAUAAAGUCAAAGGGAUAUUUAAAAUAUUUAACGAUUUCGGCUCUCCGUGGGAUAUUCAAUUAGCUAGUUUUGCAAAACUACAGAACGCCGUAAUGAAACAGUUGGGAAAUAGGGCUGAAAAAGGUCUUCAGUAUCAUCUGAAUUUGCAAGAAAAUAUUGAUGCGGAAAUAAAAAAUUUAAGAGAAGGAAAUAGCAUUGAAAUAUUAGACAAGAUACUGGUUCAAGUAUUUGCGAUCUUAGAUCGAAAAAAUAAAAGAUUUAAUUCUGAUUACGAAGAGGAUUGUCGUAUAAUCAAAAAAUGUAAGAACACGCUUAAAACCGAAGUAUUAUCUAUGAAAAAUAAAAUUGAUAAAUUUCUUGAAAUAAAUAUGCCCACGGAAUAUGCUGAAAGUCUUGAAUCUUCGUAUGAAUCUGAUAACGAUUGUUCGGACAUUAUAAACGUGGAAGAUAUUAUAUUCCAGGAGCUGGAAUUGAUUGAGAGACAAACCGAUUCUCUUGAUACGUGGAAAUCGAAUUUUUUAAUUAAUAUGUCGUCGUAUCAGUCUUGGCUCGAGAAAGACACGAUGAGUAUUGUAGAAACUUGGGUGAAUGAAUUACUAUUCGAAGCUGCUCGAAGUUUGGAAAAUAAUUUAAAGUCUGUAGAAAAAUCGCGCAACAACAUUUGCAAAACAGUCUACGAUAUACGUGCAAAGGAAUUAUUAGAGCAUCAAAAUAAAUUAGAGCUGCAUAAAAAGGUUGGACAUUUUGGACAGAUUGUAAAUAUGAUUACAGGAUUGAUAGAAGAAUCGGCCAAAUGCGCCGAUACUUUCUUGAAUUUUACCGACAUAAUCGACACUUAUAAAUCAAUGUCUUCGCAAAUGCUGAAAGAAGACGGCACAAAAAUAAAAACGAGCGGUCAAGUGACGUCCUUAAUAAAUAUGGUUUGUUAUAAACAAGUCAUAAUCUUUUUGACAAAGUUGAAAGAAGAGCACAAAAAUAGCAUUACUUUAAAGAUCACUUGCACUUCAGAACGCAUGAUGAAAAAAACUUCUUUAAUGACAAAUUAUAACGAAUCUUUCCUCAGUCGAAUUCUACUUUUUGAAUUGGGUGGGAAUUUUACUAUCGAAGAAUUAAAUUUGGCAAAAAAAGAAAUUAGUCAAUUAUUUAAAGAUAUUCAGAAAGAUAAAUCUGAAAACUGCAUAAGAAUAAAAAAAGUUACGGAUGGAACGAAUUGUGAAAUACAGAAUAUCGAAAAAUCCGUCUUGGAUAGUUUAAAUAUUACAAUGGGAAAGCUAAAAGUCAAAGAGGAUAUCAUGAAUGCCACGAAAAAGUGUGAAUAUUUUGUUGAAUUAAAAGUAAAAUAUCUGAAAGAAUUGAAUGAUACAACAAUGAACGAAGUUAUUGAUUUCAUAGAAAAAUGUCAAAAUAAAUUAUCAUUGAAUGAAUUGAUUAAAACAUUAAAUAAAUUAAUACAGAGCCUGCAGAAUUUACCAGAAGAUAUUAGAAGUAGUAAGGACAAUUUAAAGAAUAACACAAAAAAUGAAACACAAUUGAAACUGUCUACAAAUGAAAAAAAUUGCUUUACAAAUAGCGAACAGAAUUAUAAUUCAAAUAAUUAUGCUGCCGUUGUAAAAUUCAUUCAAGAUGCUUUAUCUAUUAUUAUUGACAGAGGAACGGUAAUUGAACAGUCAUCAUUCCCUGAUAAAAAUAUAUUGUGUGAAAAUUGUAUACACGAUUCACUCCAACGAAUACAUGUCAUAUACUCGACUGUUUGUAAUUAUUGGAUUGAAGAAACAAGUAGUAAAUUAUUUCAUAAAUUUCAUUUUUAUGUGUAA